GGAAAUUAAGCCAUAGUUGGGUCUAUAAGGGCUGACGGGCCAAGUCACACUCGUCAAAGGCGCGUUUCAACGCAAGUCCCGACUAAUAACACAACGUGAAUUCCUGUGGACGUGUUAUACCAUUGGUCGACAGUCUGUGUUCUAACGCGCGUUUGACAAGUGUGAAUGGGCUAUAAGCAGUGAAACAAAGCAUCAGUCCAAUCAGUCCAAAAUCUGUGCAAUUGCAAAACGUGAAAAUUUGAGUAUUUACAUUUUGAUAAUAUUUUAUAAAUUUUAGCAGAUGUUAGUAUAUUCAUCGCGUCAAGAUGCACGACGCUUACGAAGCUAUAACUAUUUUAAAAUUGUCUGUCCAGAUUGAAUCUAUGGCAGCUUAUGAUGACAACUUACUUAUUGGAACAAGGGAAGGUCAUUUGUUAAUGUAUAAUGUUCCACCAAAGUUGGAUGAUAAUCAUAAGUUGGAGCUGUUACGGUACAGCAAAAAUUUUAGCAAAAAAAGAAUUGUACAGGUUGAUGUUGUACCAGACUACAAUUUGUUGAUUCUUCUCACAGAUAGUAUAGUAUGUGUUCACGAUCUGUCAUCACCAAAUAUUCAGCAAAUGUGUCAGCUACCGAAAACACGUGGAGCAACACUGUUUGCCUUAGAUGUGCAGCAGACUCAAAGUUUGACAGGAGAAAAAAAUACUGUCGUCCGCUUGUGUGUUGCAGUAAAACGCAAACUACAAUUAUAUUAUUGGAAAGGCAAAGAGAAUCAGUUUAAAGAUUUUUGUAAUGAAUUAACAGUCCCUGACAUUCCACGUGAAUUAUCAUGGUGCGGAGAAACAUUAAUAUUAGGUUUUCGUGGAUUAUCGUACACUCUGUUGGACUUUGAUCGAACAAGCACAGAAUUAUUUCCAACUGGAAAAUCACCAGAGCCCAGUAUUACAAAGCUAUCUGAUUCUUCAUUUGCUCUAGGCAAAGAUUCACAAUCUAUUAUAAUGAAUACCAAGGGAGAAUUAAUUCAGCACAAUUCUAUCAAAUGGUCGGAUUCACCCAGUGCCAUAGCUUGGGAUGAUCCAUACCUUCUUGGAAUUGUUCACGACACGUUGGAGGUAUAUACAUUAGAAGGUUGCUUACAGAUUCAGACAAUACCUGAUCUUAAUAAAGCUAGAUUAAUAUUCAGAUGCAAACAAGGCAUAGUUUACAUAGCAUCAAUGAGUCAAGUCUGGUGUAUAAGGGCUGUCGAUGUUGCUCAACAGAUCAGAACGAUUCUGGAACAAAAUCAAUUUCAACUUGCCUUAAAACUAACGAGUUUAUCUGAUAUUACAGAAGAGGAGAAAUCAAAAAAGAUAUACAAUAUCCAAACCUUGUAUGCACAUCAUCUUUUCUGUAACAAAAAGUUCCAAGAGGCAAUGGAACAAUUUCUUAAACUGGGUACAGAUCCCUAUGAAGUAAUAAGAUUAUUUCCUGAUCUAGUACCUCAGUCAACGAAUGCAAAUGAAAUUAAUGAGCCGAUAACAGGUUUACCAAAACUUGAAGAUAGAGACCUUGAAAAUGGUUUACUAGCUUUGAUUGAGUUUCUAACUGAGGUCAGGCAUAAACUAAUGGGGGACACUAAAACAAAGGAGAAAGAUAAAAAUGGAAAAAUUGGGGAAAGGGAAUUAGUACAAGGUGAAAAGACAAAAAACAUGACUGCAGUUGCAACGGAACAACUUCUAAAAAUCAUUGAUACUACUUUGCUCAAAUGUUAUUUACAGACUAAUGAUGCAUUAGUAGCACCGUUGCUACGCCUGAAUCACUGUCACUUGCCAGAAGCUGAAAAGACGCUUUUAAAGCAUCAAAAGUAUCCAGAAUUAAUAAUCUUAUAUCAAACCAAAGGACAACACAAAAAAGCUUUGGAAUUAUUGGAAAAACAAGCGAGAGAAAGUGAUUCUAGUCUUAGAGGCACAGAAAGAACGAUUCAGUAUUUACAGCAUCUUGGCAAAGAUCACAUAGAUCUGAUACUAAAAUUUGCGGGAUGGGUACUGGAGCAGGAUCCCGAGCAAGGCCUUCGUAUAUUCAUGGAAGACGUUCAGGAAGUAGAACAUCUACAAAGACCAAAGAUUCUAGACUAUCUUCUUCGCUGUCAUAAAGAUCUAGUGAUAACUUAUUUAGAACACGUGGUGCAUCUCUGGGAGGAUACCAAUCCUUUGUUUCACAAUGUUUUGGUACAUCAAUAUAAAGAAAAGUGUUUAACGUCUAUGAGUGCAGAUGCAACACCAGCUGAGAAACAAAAUGCUCAGCACAUUAGACAAAAGUUGCAACAGUUUUUGGAAAAGUCACAAUACUAUACACCAGAAACGGUCUUAGCUCAUUUUCCAUUUGAUUCUCUUUUUGAAGAACGUGCCAUAAUUCUUGGUCGUCUCGGACGUCAUAAGCAAGCUAUAUCUAUUUAUAUGAAUUUAUUAAAUGACAUUCCCAGAGCAAUUCAGUAUUGUAACAAUGUAUAUGCAAGAUUUCAAAAUCAGACAAAUGCAGACAAGGUUAAGCAGCAACACGAUGGUGUUGAUGAAGUAUACGUGACGCUAAUACAGCAAUUGUUAAAACCAGAUAAUGAAGGUGUUUUAAUGGCAGGAUGCAGUUCAAAAAUUCAAAAAACUGCACAACCAGAUUUGGAAACAGCAUUGGAGCUGCUCGAAGAGCAUGCAUCUAAAAUAAAUCCCUUGAAGGCACUAGAGGUAUUACCGGAUAGUGUUCCAAUUGGUAGAAUAAGACAUUUUUUAGAAGCUAGCUUGCAAAAUAAUUUAAAUGAAAAGCGGCGUACUCAAGUUCUCAAAGGUUUACUGUAUGCAGAGCAUCUGCAGGUCCAAGAGCGACGUAUGCAUUAUGAAUCUCAAAGUGUCCUCAUGACAGAAUUCAAUAUAUGUCCUGUAUGUAAAAAAAGAUUUGGCAACCAAAGCGCAUUUGCAAGAUAUCCCAAUGGCGACAUAGUGCAUUAUUCUUGUCAGGACCGCAGAUCGUAACGCAUCAAGCAUCCCAUAAUCCAUAUACAUAUAUACGUAUAAGUAUCAAGGCAGUAUCGUUAAAAGAUCACUAUACGUAAUAGACUGCAGUUUGUAUAACUUGUUAUAAGAAUUGAUCGUCAUAAUAAGAAUGUGUACGGUAUUAACACUUUAUACUCGUAGUUUUAUUGACUUAUUAGGUAUAAAAGAAUAAAUAUGCUUUUAUACAGUGAAAAACUAAUAUAUAAAUAGUCUUGCUGUUCUAGAAAACAAGCCAAGAGAUUAUAAUUAAAUAAACGACAUAGAAAAAAAGGAGAA
Messenger RNA from Cephus cinctus (wheat stem sawfly), 3275 nucleotides. It is a transcript of the gene Vps39, whose product is annotated as vam6/Vps39-like protein. Gene Ontology annotation, cellular component: cytoplasm; membrane. The record is from RefSeq and is a predicted model, not a curated record. Bases 306 to 2978 code for a protein of 890 amino acids. The transcript has 11 exons. NCBI's taxonomy places the organism in Eukaryota, Metazoa, Arthropoda, Insecta, Hymenoptera, Cephidae. Gene Ontology annotation, molecular function: protein binding. Gene Ontology annotation, biological process: vesicle-mediated transport; intracellular protein transport; autophagy.